GGAGGCAACCGGGCGCGGCGUCUGAAGCAGCCACCGCGGGGCGAGGGGGCCGGCUGGGGAACCCGGUAAACACAGUGCACACGCCCCUCGUUGCCUGCACGGGACCUGGGCGCGUCUGGCGAUCCGGUUGAGAAAGGACGCACGGGUGUACGUGCGCCUGGGGUGCUGAUAGUAACAACCCACCUGCCUUAGCUCGCGUAGGGGGUGUGUAUUUUGGAGUAGCCUCGUCCCACUCCCCUACAAGGGACUUUUGGAGACCCCUUUCAACUCUUCAAGUUUUCUCUUUCCCCAUAUCAUACCGCUAACCCAGGAGUGAGUGGAAAGGGUGCCUGUCGCAGCUUUUCCAGACGCAACAAGGAAGGUGACUGCGGCUGGCAAAGGGGAUUCGGCGGUGACUGGGGAGGCGAAGGGUUUGGCGCCAUGGCUUCGUGGCUGGCUCCUGGUCCAGCCUGAGAGGCUGCAGAAGUGGCUCCUGGCACCCCCUCCCCAAGGGAGGUGGGGGUCAGGGGUAGGGGCUAGGCCGGGCUCCCGUUGUCUUCCCAACAGUUCCACCACCGUGGGACGUGUCUCCUUCUCGCUUCAGGGUGGUCCUGUUGGUGCAUUCUUCUGGCCCGCAGAUGCAAACCGCGGGGGGAGCCCAGGUUACCGCGUCCUGGGGCACCACAGAGCCUUCUUUAGUAAGGUGAAGAGUCAAGUUCUGUUGCCCAUAAGGACUGAGCCCUAGGCCUGGUGCCUGUGUUUGCUGCGGGGAGGGCCAGGGUAUCAGUGGAGGUGGCUGCCCGCCCCAUCCGAAGAGCUCGUCCAAUCCCACACCGUUUAUAAAUGCAGGAAUCUUGAGGGUGAGAAGUUGAUGGCCAGGUGAAUAGCUUAAGGACGUGUGGAGGAGGAGGUGGACGCUGGGCGGUCAGGUACAUGGACAAGAGGACUCCGGUCCCCUGAGGAGGGCAGAGUCCGUGUCACUUAGGGCCAGUUUCUAUCUUGUGUUGAUAAAGGAAUCUAACUGUCUGCAGACAGGCCAGAUUCUAAGACAAGGACUGGACAGAAUGAGGGAAGGAAGGAAAAAAGCAACAACUGGAACUGGUGAGCCCAAGGGUACCGGGUGGGUGAGGCGCAGAGGUGCGAAAGCAAAUAUGUUAUAGUGCCGCUCUGUCCUCCACACUGCUUUACUGUAUAGGCUGCUAUACGUGACUGACGCCACGGAGAAGGGCACAUUAUGUGGAAAGUGGGAGCGUUGGUGCAGCCAGACUUUAAACCAGAAGGAAGGAUUAUUUUUUAACCAGUUCCAUACCAAUAGAAAAUUUCACAAACGUCGGUUCUCUUAGAUGCUUUUUUCAAAUGAGAUGUUUAAGAAAUGGUUUUUAUACACUGUUUAGUAAAGAACAUUACAAUGGUUAAUAGAGGAAAUUAGUUGUGUGUGGGGGAUGGAGAGGGAUAGUGAAGCAGGUACCAGGCACAGAUUUUGGUAUUCGCUUUAUAGACAUUACCUCUUUUACCAUACGGUGAACUUUUAAGAGAGAUAUAUGAUCCCUAUUUUACAAAUGAAGAAACUGAGACAUGGAUCACUUCAAUAACUCACAUAAGGCCACAGAAUUAAUAAAUGGUAAAACUGGGAUUUGAACCCAAGUUUGUCCCUAAAGACCAUCCUAAAAAGGUGGUGGUGUUGGGUACAUGAUAAAAACAAAACUUAGAUAAACCUGUAAGGUACGGCAGAAGACUCGGGCUGUCUGUCACUAACUAGAUAUGUGAUUUGGGGCCGUUGUUUAGGAUCCAUAGGCAUAAACUUCUUCAUCAGUAAAGCUAGGAAUUGGAAUAAAUGACUUCAAGGGUUCUUUCUGACUCUUAAAUUCCACAGGUUAUGUGAUAUGAUCAGAAUCAACCAGCAGCGAAGGGGCCUCCUAAAUCCCCAGAUGUCCCAGAUUGUACGGAAGCUGCUGUUUUCUUCAGAUGGGUGGUGUUCCAGCUCUGCGUAGACCUUUGGGAUUCAUUUUCCAUUGCUCUCAUUCACGGUUCAGUCACAAGUUAACUGCACCUCAUCCUUUAUGGCUGGUGUUGAAAGAUUAGGGAAGAAGCUCUAGGCUCGGUUAAGACCUUGGGCAACCUCUGCAUUAGCCCCUGAAGACUCCUCUUUCAGAAAUCUUGGUUCUAGCUUAGAAACUCUAUACCAUUUAUUCGAUGAGGUAUUGAUGGUUCAAUGGUAGAAUUUUUGCCUUCCAUGCGGGAGAUUUGGCCAGUGUACCUGUGUGCAGCCACCUAAUGUCUGUCAGUGGAGGCUUGCAUGGUGCUGUGAUAUUGAACAGGUUUCAGUGGAGCUGCUAGACUAGGACAGACUAGAAAGAAAGGUCUGGCAAUCUAUGUCUAAGAAAUCAGCCUAUGAAAACAUUGUGGAUCACAACAGCCCGAUCCUGUAGUGCGUCGGGCUGCCGUGAGUUGGGGUUGACUCAAAGGCAGCUAACAACAGCAAUAAUAAAAAUACCAAUUUUUAAGUAGCCCUUGACAGUUUUCAGAGUACGUUCAUCAAUUAUACUAUGUCAUUUGACCCUUACUACCAUUCUGUAAAAGGAGCCCUGGUGGUGUGGUGGUUAAGUGCUCAGCAGCUAACCAAAAGGUUGAUGGUUUGAGAGAAAAAGAUGUGGCGGUCUGCUUCCGUAAAGAUUACAGCUAUGGAAGCCCUUGGGGGCAGUUCAGUUCUGUCCUACAGGGUCUCUGUGAGUUAGAAUCUACUUGACAGCAAUGGGUACAGGUACCAUUCUGUAAAGAAUAAAAUUAUCUCCAUUUCAUAGAAAAAAAAUUGUGUCUGAAGUAACUGACUUGCUCAAGAUUGUUGUUGUUAGGCGCCUUUGAGUUGGUUCCAACUCCUAACGACCCUGUAUAUAACAGAACAAAACACUGCCCGGUCCUGCGCCAUCCUCACAAUCUUUGUUAUGUUUGAGCCCAUUGUUGCAGCCACUGUAUCAAUCCAUCUCGUCAAGGUCUUCCUCUUUUUCGAUGACCCUCUACCUUACCAAACAUAAUGUCCUUCUCCAGGGACUGGUCUCUCCUGAUAACACGUCCAAAGUGUGUGAGAGGAAGUCUCACCGGGCUCACUUCCAAGGAGCACUCUGGCUGUAUUUCUUCCAAGCAGACUUCUUCAUUCUUCCGGCCAUCCAUGGGUAGCCACUGAUCACAAUGUGGAUAACACAACAGAAAUACUCAGGGAGUGGUUGAAAAAUAUCCAGAGACUGUAUCACUAUGUAGAAUGGAGGCCUAUGGAUGAACCACAGUCGUAUCCUGAUGAAAUUGGACCAAAGCACUGGCCAAACUCCCGGUUUACGCAUGUGAUGAGACUACGGCAGGCAGCCCUUCGAACUGCGAGGGAAAAAUGGUCAGACUACAUUCUGUUCAUAGAUGUCGACAAUUUCCUGACUAAUCCAAAAACCCUCGAUCUAAUGAUUGCAGAAAACAAAACCAUUGUGGCCCCCAUGCUGGAGUCUCGCAGUCUAUAUUCUAAUUUCUGGUGCGGAAUCACACCUCAGGGCUUCUAUAAACGGACCCCCGACUACCUUCAAAUUAGAGAAUGGAAGAGGACAGGCUGUUUUCCUGUCCCCAUGGUACACUCCACGCUCCUCAUUGACCUCAGGAAGGAGGCCUCUGACAAGCUGAUGUUCUACCCCCCACACCAAGACUACACCUGGACCUUUGAUGACAUCAUGGUCUUUGCCUUCUCCAGUAGGCAAGCAGGCAUCCAGAUGUACCUCUGCAACAGAGAGCACUAUGGCUACCUGCCUAUCCCCCUGAGGCCGCAUCAGACCCUGCAGGAGGACAUCGAGAACCUCAUCCACGUCCAGAUAGAAGCAAUGAUUGACCGUCCUCCAAUGGAACCCUCCCAGUUUGUCUCGGUUGCCCCUAAAUAUCCAGACAAGAUGGGAUUUGAUGAGAUUUUCAUGAUAAACCUCAAACGCCGAAAGGACAGGCGGGACCGGAUGUUGCGCACACUGUACGAACAGGAAAUUGAGGUCAAGAUUGUCGAGGCUGUGGAUGGAAAGGCACUCACCACAAGCCAGCUGAAGGCCCUGAAUAUUGAAAUGCUGCCUGGGUAUCGAGACCCCUACUCUUCCAGGCCUCUAACCAGGGGUGAAAUCGGCUGCUUUCUUAGCCACUACUCUGUCUGGAAAGAGGUAAUUGACCGAGAACUGGAGAAGACUCUUGUGAUUGAGGACGAUGUGCGUUUUGAGCAUCAGUUUAAGAAGAAGCUGAUGAAGCUGAUGGAUGACAUUGACCAGGCUCAGCUGGACUGGGAACUGAUUUAUAUUGGCAGGAAGAGGAUGCAAUUAAAAGAACCUGAGAAAGCUGUACCCAGUGUGGUAAAUCUAGUCGAAGCCGACUACUCCUACUGGACCCUGGGCUAUGUCAUUUCUCUGGAAGGAGCGCAGAAGCUGGUUGGAGCCAACCCUUUUGGGAAGAUGCUGCCAGUGGAUGAGUUUCUGCCAAUCAUGUACAACAAGCAUCCUGUAGCUGAGUACAAGGAGUACUAUGAACCCAGAGACUUGAAAGCCUUCUCCGCAGAGCCUCUGCUCAUCUACCCCACGCACUACACAGGACAGCCAGGGUACCUGAGUGACACGGAGACCUCGACCAUCUGGGACAAUGAGACCGUGGCCACCGACUGGGACAGGACACAUCCCUGGAAGUCCCGGAAGCAAGGACGUAUCCACAACACUGCCAAAAACACAGAGGCACUGCCGCCGCCAACCUCCCUGGACACUGUGCCUUCAAAAGAUGAGCUAUGAAAGCUUGUAGGUGCAUUUGACACAUUCUGGUUCAUCACCCUUUGGUUUUUUUAAAGGGCUAUUCAUCUGUUUGCUCCAACUUCUUUUAGUUGUCACAGUCUAACCAAAGUGGUCUCAUGUGAUUGCUCAAAAUUAAUAUAUUUUUGACAGUGGAGGGGAAUAGGGAAAUUAAACCCAUAUUUCCUAGAUGGCUAGAAGGUAAGCUUUAUGGGAACCAUUAAGAUAAACUUCAAUCCAGACACUCAGUUCUUCAGUUCAUUCUCCAUAUGAUACCACUUCCCGCAUUAAGGUUGAGCAACGUGGCUUGGAGACUCACCCAGGAGAAGGAUGAUUACCAAGUUGUCACAUCAAUAAACGGGUAGUCAAGACAAGCCAAGGGACCACAUUUUCGGUCUCGUGGGAGCUUACUUUAUGUGAUAGAUGUAACCAUGAAACAUGUUGUGGGGGGGGGGGACGGGAAUCAAACCAUAUUAAUUGGGCUUCUUAUUUAAAGGAAUUCCGUCAUGAGCCCUAUGGCAAAGUGAAUUUUUUUAUCUUAGUCCUCAUAGUCUAAUGAGGAUUGGGUGUUUGGAUCUGGCUGAGUCUCGGCCCUUGACCAUCAUGGCAAAGGAGCUGUCAUAAAGAGGUUUCUAGCUUGCCAUGAGGCUAUAAUUUGGCAGAUAGCUGAGGGUUUGUGUAGAUAUUUGAGGGAAAAAGAACUCAACCUUUGGCCUUUUUUUUCUUAAUUGUGGUCACUUGAGUGAGGAUGCUCUAUUUAUAAAGAUAAAUUUAAUAUAUAAGGGGUCAGGGCUGGUGUAUAAACUCCUGUCCUGGGGUCCACGUGCUGCUGCAGUGUAUCACCUCCCUCCCCCCCAGCCCCACCCCUCAGUCAGGGAAUGAACUGCAGGUGUAAAUUUAUGAGUCACUGUUAAGAGACAGCACAUUUUCAGGCCAGCAACAGUCCUUGCUGGGCUUUUCAUUAUAUCUUGAAUGAUUUGUUUUACAAAAUGUGGGCAAACAUUGUAGGAUAAGGCAGGGGAAACAGAUGUUUCAAGCUCUCAUUGCACCCUGGAGAGUGGUCAGUGUGGACACAUUGGUUCAACCAUCCAAUUCUCCCACAUUUCCCAGCCUGACUUGCAGAGAGGUCUGUUGUGUGGGGGAUUCUCACCAUUUGGGAACAAAUGAUUCUUCAGUGAAGGUCAAAGACCUUGGUCAGAAACAAUGGACUGACUGGUCAGUGGAUUUAGGCCAACAGCCAAGGAGGCUCUCAGAGUCAGAAUCCUGGAUAGACACCCUCUCUAGAGUCUCCUAUAUUGAUCAAGGUGUCUCUUACAUGACUUUUGGCUUUCUUCAUAGAUUGAUUCUAUGUACAAUGCAGAGUUGAACUGUAUAAUCUCUUCCAACUCCAAAGGCUGUGAUUCUAAGAUGUCUCAUGAUGGUUUGGCUCAGGUUUGGCACACAUUGGUUCUCAGGCAUACAAGAAGAAAAUCUGCCUUCAGAAAUGCCCUCCCCAAGUAUCCUGUACAUGCACUCUCAUCCCUCAAUGCCCAUGCCCCACAGCCGCCACCCAGGAGGGCUCUGCAGCCCCAGCACCCUGAGUUUCAUAUUGAAACUCACUGGGCAGGCACUUUGAGCAGGGCUUCGAACCACUCCCUUCCAGUUCAGUCAUGCUAAGGAAGCGAAACUGAAAUAGACACGAAUUUUUAAAAAAUUUGGGUGCACCAGAACAAGAACCGGAAUGGGAAAAAUUACGGGUUGAAGCCCUGCUAGAAGGCUAAUCUCCCUCUUAGAAAACAAGGGCAGCGUAUGUGUUGCACAGCAACCAAAUCUCUUGCCCGUGGGGUUUUGAACAGAGUCAGAAACAGCAAUGUCCCACUCAAAGAUGGCACCUGAGCAUGCCACUUUGAAUGUGUGUCACUCUCUUCAAUCCUGCCAAUGAUCCAAUCUCAUGCAUUGGGCUCCUGAAAAGGCUCACUAUGCCUCUUCCGAGUCUCCCAUUCCAGGGCUUCGACCUGUAAUUUUUCCCAUUCUGGUUAUCAUUCCAGGUCACCCAAAUGGUAAAAACUUGAGUCUGUUCCAGUGUCACUUCAUUGGCCAUGACUGAACUGGUUUGAACCGGUUCGAAGCCCUGCUUUGGAGCAGAGCCCAUGGGCAGAGGAAGGAGAGUACUGUGUGGACUAAGCUUAGAGCUCCCCGGGUGAGGGCCUCAGGUUGUAGGACAACACAGAAGCUUGCCUCAUCCAGGACACCAGAGUUGGCCUUCCUUCUGACUUACUGUUAACAUUCUUCUACGAGGACUAUUAAGUCAGGAAACCGAGGAAAGGGAUCUUAUCUGGCUCCGAUUUGUACUGUGUAGAUGUAGCUGUCAAGGCUUGACUCUUUUUUUCCAUACAAACAGAAAGAACAUCGGGGAGCUAGUGAAAAAGUCUUGGAUGAUUCCUUUCUUGGGGUAUUUUGUAUUUUGUUUGCAUAUUUGAGUGUGUGCAAGUGUGCAUGGCUUUAGUGACUUUUUUUGUUUUUGUUUUUGAUGGGGUGGGAGGUGGCCGGGGUUUGGGGAGUGGAGGAAGAUUGAGUUGAUUUUUUGUGUUGUUUUGUUUAAUAGAGAACUUUUUUUCCCUUUUACUUGUCAGCUGGUCUGACAGUUUAAGAAUUCUCAUUCUUAAAAGACAUUGGUCUUAAAUUCUAGCAUUUUUAGGUUAGGAUUGUUCUACUGUGAAUAAAGUUCUGGCUGUUAGCCCAGUCUUUGCUUCUCCCUGUUCUGGUCUGGAAUCCUAAGUGAUGUUCUUUCCUUGUGAACAUUGUGUACUGCAGACCUAGCAUUUCUUUAAAAAUGUCAUCUUGACAGCAAUCAAGGAGUUCCUUGAUCUCAUUCUUCUUCCUCCCUUGAGUCUGAAGUCUCAAGCUAAGAAAGUUGACUUUUGCUGGUGUCACAAGAAGGCUGUGGUGAGGCCUUCGUUGCCUGCCUGCCACGACACCUGCCUCUGGAGGUUAAUUCCCGUCGGGAUUGUCUCGGAACCUCCAGUGGCGGGAUCUUCUGGACUGACGAUCCUGACUUCAGCAGCGCUGGUGCUGCUGGGUGUGUACUGAGCACCUAUAAUUUGCAGAGGACAUGUUCAGGGGCCUAGCUUCAGGUUCGCUCAGGCCUGCUGCUGGAACUCUGGAAAACAAGGAAGAGUGGUAUCAACUACCCUACUCUGUCUGUCAUGCUGUGCCAUUUCAGGGUGGGGAAAUGAUAAACUACUUUCCUUCUGGAGGUCUUUGUGAAAAAUUAAAAAAAAAAAAAAAAAGCUCGAAGCUGUGAUUGUUCAUUGGUUUCUCAAACACUGGUCAGUGGCCAACGCUGCUGGGAUUUCUAGGCCUGCACUGAACCAAGGAUGUUGAAGGCCAGGGGUGACUGCCAUUAUGAUGUGAUCCCCAUGGUAAAUGAGAGAGGUGGGCCUUGUCCUUCCUUCCAGUGGGGUUGCCUUGACUGAUGGGAAAAGGUGGGUAAACUGAAAAGGAUUCUAAGGUGCAGAAAGACAGAAGGAGUCCUCAGUUGGAGGGUGUUAAGGGAGAUGGCCAUCUUGCAUUUUUGUCCCUGUAGGUCUAGCCACUCAUUGAAAGAUACUGAGACGUCUGUCCAAGGUCAAAGAACUUUCUCCCAAGGCAAAAAAAAAAGGAGGGGGGGAGGGUACAGAGCAAGGAUGCAUGUUGGCCUCAGUGAUCCUUUGAUUUUCAGAUCAAGCUUCCCCAAAUCUCAGAAAACAUAUCGUGAGUGCUGCCUGGUUUCAGACUCUGUACCAGGCACUGAGAAGCACAGUGGCCUUGGCAAAGUCCCUACUGCUGUGGGUCCAUGGUCCAGUGCAGGAGUCACGUAAGCAGGUGGCUACAAAACACCAUGGCUUAAUUUCAGAGACUGGAAUAAAGUGGCCCAUCAGACCCAUGACAACCUUUAUUUUGCCAAGGGCCACUGGGACAGCUUUGAUGGGGAGGAUGAACGGGAGUUGAGAAGAUGGAAAAGGGCUGGACACGGUGGGUGAGAACCCAUUCUAGGCAUUGAGAAGGCGUGAAACUGCGAAAGGGCCUGUCGUGUCAUGUUGGCGGGGGUGAUAGGGACUCAGCAGCACUGAGAGUCAGGUAUGUGUUGGGGGCGAUGACAGGAAAUCAGACUGAGACCUGAUAAUGGUAGCAAGGUAAGUCUGCUAUCUUCCUUCUCUGGACUUUAAUGAUAAACACAGAGGUCACUGUUUCUGGGGGGGAUUCUGGGUUUGGUUACUGUUCCGACAUAAUGCACAGGUUUCCAGUAAAAUGGUGGUGUCCAAAACAAGAUAUAUUCCUGUCUAGCUACAAACUUGGGGUCUUUUCACUUACGGUUGGAACAAAUCCUUAUAAUAAAAGGAGCCCUGGUGGCACAAAGGGUAAGUGCUCGACUGCUAACCAAAAGGUUGUUGGUUUGAACCCAUCCAGCAACUCUGCAGGAGAAAGACCUGAUGAUCUGCUCCCGUAAAGAUUACAGCCGAGAAAACCCUAUAGAGGCAGUUCUAUUCUGUCACAUCGGGUUACUACGAGUCAAAAUCGACUCUAUGACACACAACAACAACAGUUACUGUAAAAUAAAAGUGAGUCUUCCCAGGAGAUUUUCUACAAUGUCACGUGCUUUCAAGAUAUUCUCCCCAGCUAAAGAGAAGGGAAAAGAAAUAAUCCAGAUAUGCUCCAGUGACUGGCAAGUUAAUUUAUCAAGAAGUUAAAAAAUGACCAAAAAAAAAAAGAGAAUGAGGCUGGCCAUUUGGUAAGAAAAUAUGGGCACAUAACGGACAACACAUUGAGAAAACCGAGAGCAGGUUUAGAAACUAAUCACUAUGCCAACGGUUUGUGUGUUGUGGUGAUGUUUAUUAUUUCAGAAAGAACCUGCUGCCCCCAGAGAAGUUCUGAUUAAAUGUGGAAGCGGGGGAGGCGCAGGAGGAGCGGGGCACAUGUGAGGAGCACCCUGUGAGCAGUCCUAAGAUAAUGCAGGACGAUGAGAUAAUAACAAGAAAUCUAGCCAUUGAUAGCCAACCAGUCCUUUUUUGCCUGCACA
Molecule: messenger RNA, 9801 nt
Organism: Loxodonta africana (African savanna elephant)
Lineage: Eukaryota; Metazoa; Chordata; Mammalia; Proboscidea; Elephantidae
Gene: COLGALT2
Product: collagen beta(1-O)galactosyltransferase 2
Exons: 12
Coding region: 3246-4766 (506 amino acids)
Molecular function (GO): procollagen galactosyltransferase activity
Source: RefSeq, a predicted model, not a curated record